Molecule: messenger RNA, 2515 nt
Organism: Gryllus bimaculatus (two-spotted cricket)
Lineage: Eukaryota; Metazoa; Arthropoda; Insecta; Orthoptera; Gryllidae
Source: the annotation of a GenBank genome assembly
AUGUUACGUAUUAUCGCUAACGGCACGCUCGCGUUCGGCGGUCGUGUGUGCAUUCGCUCCACAACCGCUCUGCCGCGGCCCGGUGCCGGCGCCUUCCUGACGGACUCAGAAUUUCAAAUUGAUAUGCAGGAUAAACGCAGGCACGCGUUCCAGCCGCUCUCCACGCGCCUCACACCUGUGCGUGGACGCAGCGAAGGAAUGAAUUGGAAAUACGAUAUUUUGGGUGAAUGGGUGUCGUUAGCCCCUGAUUGCCUUUCCACUCCAGCAGUGUGGGAUUCUCACAUCCCAGGUGAUGUCACUGCUUCAGAGGAUCCUUUAUUUAUCUUCAAGGAACAAAUAUUUGAUGUGUUGAAGUGAAGUGCAACUUUCAAUCUCAACAGUCAGAUUCUCAAGAUGUUAGUACUUCCAAUUAAUUACUCAGUGCGUCAUCUUCAACUUGUGAUAGAUAAACGUCGAUUAGCAAAGAAAAAAUCGUGUCUUCCACGAUGUAAUGAAACAUUUCCUAAAAGGUUAAAACUGAUUUAAAAGGAUGCGUUCUGUUCGAACGUAUAUUAGUUAAUUAAGUGAAAGAACUCUUUUACUUACGUACACUUGCAUUGGUAUACAUAAACUACGUUUCUUCACCAUAUACGUGAGGUUCAAUAAUAGUGCUACGAGAAUAUACAGUGUGCCUUUUCUGCAUGUUCCUGCUGAUCAAGUUGGGUUAAUUCUUCCUUGUAAGUAGUGUAUUUCAAACAUUUAUUUCAUUGCAAGUGUCAGUAAAAUGAACUAAUGGAAGAUUCAAUUAGCGUGUAAAUAUUUACGUGAACAUUUUUUUGGGACUUGCCGAGUUAUGUACUCAAUGGAAGAUGAUCAUUGCGGUGACUUGUAUCAAUACAUUCCUAUGAACUUAUUUGUGAAAUUAUCAGUAUUUAGUCGAUAUGCCGCUUAAUGGAAAAGAUAAAUGCAGGAAUAAGAUCCUGACAGCGAAAUAUUUGCGUGGAACCAGAAAAACAUUUCACCAUACCUGCACGAAAUAUUGUGAUGAAAGUGCCUUAACAAUCAACAUAAGAACAUUUAAAAUGUAAUUAAUAGGUUUUAAAAAAAGGAAGAACAAUUAUUAGACUUAUUUCACUCUACAUAAUGUAAUGUAGUUUUAGAUGUGUAAUAUGAAAUGUGAUCUCAUUUCCUUCUAUAUCUGUGACGUUUUGAUUCUUUAAGUGUCUGCAAUAAUGGUACAUAUAUACUAUUACUUCCAUGAGAAGUGUGAACUUGAACUGUUGCUAAUCUAUAUGCUUAUUUAUAUUAGUUUUCAAGAAUUUAUAACAACUGUUUACCGAACUAUUACAAGGACAUUUUCUUGAAAUAAAACAACAUAAUUGUAUCAAGGUGUUACUUGACAUCAUGAUACAUGAUGUUCUGGUAACGCAGUAGAAAACCAAUACAUAUGCGCUUCCAAGACAUUCCUUUAUGGAAAGUGUCGAUACUAGUCUUACUGAUUAUAACAUUUACAUUUAAAGUAGUUCAUCACCUUCAUUUCAUGACAUUCCAUUAUAACAAGAGGAGGAAUGACUCAUUUUGAAGUACAAUGUAGAGAAAUGCUUGUGUUUGUAGAUAUUAGAUUUUAAUAUUUUAUCACAUGCUGUGGGCUUAAACAUGGAGUUUGUUAUUUUGACUUGAAAUUCAAACAGAUUUUAGAAGCUUGUAUUGAUGAUUUUAGAUUUAUUCUAUACAUUCCAUUAGUGUGUUAUACAAAAACAAUUCUGGACAUUCAUAUUUCAUUAACUAUGCACAGAUACGUACAAAAUACAACCAACUCAAAAUUUGGCAAUUGAUGUACAAAACUGUUUGUAGAAAACUGAGAAUCGGUGAAUUAGAAAGAGAGUUCAGAAAUGCGUUUUUGUAUACUGAAUUUUCAGUAGGAAAUGGGUAGUGGGACGUUAUUACAAAAUGCAAUAAUGAACAUUAUCGUUUUAUAAGCAUAUGUAUAUAAAUUGUUAAUUUCGAAAUGGUUAUUGUAUUACUUAAAAAACUCGUUCUCACAUGUAAACAGAUUUAAUCAGCCUCAAAAAGAACUCCAAAAGAGUAAAAAUAACUGAUUCUUUUGCAAAAAAACAAAAACAAACAAACAACAAAUCUACUUGAAAUUCCGUAAUGUACAAGUGAAUCCCUCCAAUAUAUUGAUUAUAUUUGUGCAAUUUGGGCGCAAUAAUUGCAUGUUAAAUCUUACAAAUUUUAUGAACAAUAAUGUAAUGCUAUUGAAAGUGAUGUAGCAAUUUUUUCUUGCAUUGAAUUAAAAUAACUAUUGUUUCCUUAAAUGUAAAAUUAGAGGAAAUAGACUGUUAUUUUUUCCAGUUUACAGAUUUCCGAUUAUAGUGAUAGAAGUUGUAAUAUAUUUUUGACACAACUCAUUAACAUUUCUUGCAAAAAAAGGUUUUCUUCUGUCUCACCGAGAACAGUACUCACACUUAAAAAGUCUUAUCUUGUGUAUGUGUCUAUUUUUUGUACAUAUAUUUUAUUUUCUGGGAAAUAAAUU